CCGGUCACGCCCCUCACGUGACAAGGGCGGCGGCGUGCGGGUUCCCCCGGCGAUCGCAGUGACGUCACGGGCACGGCGCGAUGGAGGAGCCGGUGACGGCGGAGCAGCUUCGGGCGCGGGGAAACGCACUGUUCCAGGCGGGGGAUCACGGAGCCGCCCUCGCUGUCUAUACGGAGGCUUUGAGCCUGAGCGAUGCGGCGGCGGAGCGCGCCGUGCUGCACCGGAACCGGGCUGCGUGUUACCUGAAGCUGGAGGAUUACGCCAAAGCAGAGGCUGAUGCGACUAAAGCCAUCGAAGCUGACGGCCGGGACGUGAAGGCGCUGUUCCGCCGCAGCCAGGCCCUGCAGCAGCUGGGCCGCCUGGACCAGGCUGUCACGGACCUGCAGCGCUGCGUGAGCCUGGAGCCCAGGAACAAGGCCUUCCAGGAGGCCCUGCGUGCCCUGGGCAGCAGCAUGCACGAGAAGAUGAAGGCCAUGUCCUGCACGGACUCGAAAGUGGAGCAGAUGUUCCAGAUCUUGCUGGAUCUCGAUGAAAAGGAUGCGGACAAGAAGCAGAAAGCUGCACAGAACUUGAUCGUGCUGGCACGAGAAGAGGCUGGAGCAGAGAAGAUCUUCCAGAGUGAUGGCGUGAGGCUGCUGAUGCAGCUGCUGGACACGGCCAAGGCUGACCUGAUGCUGGCAGCUCUGCGCACACUGGUGGGGCUGUGCUCCGGCCACCGCUCUCGUACCACGGCCAUCUUGUCGGAACUGGGGGCACCCCGUCUUGCAGCAGUGCUGGGUGUGGAGCAUGAGCAGGUGUCCCUGGCUGCCUGCAACCUGCUGCACGUGAUGUUCGAUUCCCUGAAGGAGGGGCUGCAGAAAGACUUCCGUGGGAAGGAGGAUGCCUUGGUGCUGGAUUCCUCCAAGGACCUGAAACUGCUGAUCAAGCACCUCCUGGAGCUGCUAGUGCUGGAAGGGGCCUCAGCGCAUGGCCGUGACAACGCCCUCAACCUGCUCAUCAAGGUGGUGCCCAGGAAGUCACCAAAGGAGACCAACAACAGCCUGAGCCUCUGGGUGAUUGACCAGGGCCUGAAGAAGAUUCUGGAGGUGGGCAGCACAGUGUGUGGCAGCCUGGGCAGCCUGCCUGUGACAGAGAACACCCGGAUGAGCACCUCUGUUCUGCUGAGCAAACUGUAUGAGGACCUGAAGUGUGACGCUGAGAGGGAAAACUUCCACCAUCUGUGCGAGGACUAUGUGAGGAGCUGGUUCGAGGGGCACGAGCUGCCAGGAAAGCUGCGGGCCAUUCAGACAGUGUCGUGCCUGCUGCAGGGUCCCUCGGAUGCAGGGAACAGGGUGCUAGAGCUGGAGGGGAUCAUGGACAGUGUGCUGUCCCUCUGCGCCUCUGUCACCGAGGCCCACCAGCUGGUAGCGGUGGAGGCGCUGAUCCACGCUGCUGACAAGGCCAAGCGUGCCUCCUUCAUCACGGCCAACGGCGUCAACCUGCUCAAGGAGAUCUACAAGCACAGCGAGAGGGACAGCAUCCGCAUCCGUGCGCUCGUGGGGCUCUGCAAGCUGGGAUCCGCUGGUGGCACGGACUUCAGCAUGAAGCAGUUUGCUGAGGGAUCCACCAUGAAGCUGGCCAAGCAGUGCCGCAAGUGGCUCUGCAAUGAGGCCAUCGAUGCAGGCACACGGCGCUGGGCUGUAGAGGGCCUGGCCUACCUCACCUUCGAUGCAGAUGUCAAGGAGGAGUUUGUGGAGGACAAGGCAGCAAUGCAGGCCAUGUUCCAGCUGGCCAAGUCAGAGGACAGGAGUGUGCUCUAUGCUGUUGCCUCCACGCUGGUGAACUGCACCAACAGCUACGACCAUGAGGAGCCAGACCCACAGAUGCUGGAGCUGGCCAAGUAUGCCAAGCAGCACAUCCCAGAGCAGCACCCCAAGGACAAGCCCGAGUUUGUGAAGCGGCGCGUGCGGAAACUGCUGACGGCCGGCGUGGUGUCGGCUCUGGCCUGCAUGGUGAAGAGCGAGAACCCAGCGCUCACCAACUCCUGUCGGGAGCUGAUCUCCAGAGUGUUCCUGGCGCUGGUGGAGGAGGCAGAAGACCGGGGAGGUGUGGUUGCUCAAGGAGGAGGCAAGGCGCUGAUCCCACUGUCCCUGGAGGGCACUGAGGUGGGGCAGACCAAGGCAGCGCAGGCCCUAGCGAAGAUCACCAUCACCUCCAACCCGGAGAUGGCGUUCCCUGGGGAGCGGAUCUACGAGGUGGUGCGGCCCCUGGUCAGCCUCCUGCACCUGCAGCGUACAGGCCUGGAGAACUUUGAAGGGCUGAUGGCCCUGACCAACCUGGCUGGCAUCAGCGAGAGGCUGCGGCAGAAGAUCCUGAAAGAGCGGGCUGUGCCCAUGAUUGAGGGGUACAUGUUCGAGGAGCACGAGCUGAUCCGGCUAGCUGCAACCGAGUGCAUGUGCAACAUGGCCAUGAGCAAGGAGGUGCAGGAGAUGUUCCUGGCUGAGGGCAGUGACCGGCUGAAGCUGAUGGUCCUGUACAGUGGGGAGGAGGAUGAGAAGCUGCGGCGGGCAGCCUCGGGGACCCUGGCCAUGCUGACUUCCCUGCAUCCCCCCAUCUGCAAGCGGAUUCCCCAGGUGACAGUGCACUGGCUGGAGAUCCUGCAGGCCCUGCUGCUGAGCCCCAGUGCGGAGCUGCAGCACCGCGGCGCCGUGGUGGUGAUGAACAUGAUGGCAGCUGCUCGGGAGGUGGCCGAGCAGCUCAUCGCCAGCGAGAUGUUGGAGAUCCUCUCCGUGCUUGCCAAGGACAAGGAGAAGCCGCGGGUAGCGCAGGCGGCCCAGGAGAGCCUGGCACACGCAGUGGCUUACGGGCUCAUCAAGCCCAACCCUGGGCACGCCUGAGGGGACGCGGGGCUCGCACACGGGCUGCACACGCUGCCGGGCCGGUGCUCACACGCUGCUCUCAGGGGGCCCUGCGGGGCCGGGCUGCACGCGGAGCUGGCUCAGCACUGCCCGGGGCCGGGGCCGCGCUGCCCGCCGGUGCCCGGGGCGAGGGGAGGACAGGGCUUGCCGCUGCCUUUGCCACCGUCUGCCUUAGCCGGGAGGGCCGAGCCGGGGCGGGCCCGGCGCGGCGGAGCUAGGCCCACCCGGUAACACUAAAGCUACUCUUGGACACGG
Molecule: messenger RNA, 3152 nt
Organism: Catharus ustulatus (Swainson's thrush)
Lineage: Eukaryota; Metazoa; Chordata; Aves; Passeriformes; Turdidae
Gene: UNC45A
Product: unc-45 myosin chaperone A
Exons: 20
Coding region: 81-2876 (931 amino acids)
Molecular function (GO): Hsp90 protein binding
Source: RefSeq, a predicted model, not a curated record